This is a messenger RNA of Phodopus roborovskii (desert hamster), 664 nucleotides long. RefSeq names its product myelin associated oligodendrocyte basic protein (gene Mobp). The record is from RefSeq and is a predicted model, not a curated record. The transcript is spliced from 4 exons. Gene Ontology annotation, molecular function: actin binding; myosin binding. The coding region runs from base 102 to 584 and encodes 160 amino acids. Gene Ontology annotation, cellular component: cortical actin cytoskeleton. Lineage: Eukaryota; Metazoa; Chordata; Mammalia; Rodentia; Cricetidae.
CCACCUCAUUCCUAGGGACUACGAAGGAACCAGAUGAGAGUAAAGACAAGUUGGGAACAGAGUCCUGGUCGCCAGAUGCAUGCGGAUGAACAUACAGUGAGAUGAGUCAGAAAAUGGCCAAGGAGGGCCCCAGGCUCUCCAAGAACCAGAAGUUUUCGGAGCACUUCAGCAUCCAUUGUUGCCCGCCCUUCACCUUCCUCAACUCCAAGCGUGAGAUCGUGGACCGCAAGUACAGCAUCUGCAAGAGCGGCUGCUUCUACCAGAAGAAGGAGGAGGAUUGGAUCUGCUGUGCGUGCCAGAAGACCAGCCGCCGUGCCAGGUCCCCUCAGAGGCCCAAGCACCAGCCAGCCGCAUCCCCCGUGGUGGUCAGAGCGCCGCCAGCCAAGCCAAAGUCCCCUCCGAGGCCAGCCAAGCCAAGGUCCCCUUCGAGGACUGAGCGCCAGCCGCGUCCCCGCCCAGAGGUCCGACCACCACCAGCCAAGCAGAAGCCCCCUCAGAAGUCCAAGCAACCAGCACGCAGCAGCCCCAUCAGAGGGCCAGGCACCAGCCGUGGGGGGUCUCCCAUCAGAGCUUCUAGGUUCUGAUUGAAAAGGAGGAGCAGGUCAACCCCGAGAAAAAAGUGACGGAGAAGGGAUUUCCCGUGAAUGGACAGCCUCCUCCCUCC